AUGGGCCGUUGUUCGAAAACCGUUUACGAAACAGUUAUGGYUGUUUGUAACAACGGUUCKGCCACUGGUCCACAUCUUCUUUCUCCAACAGGGGGUGACCUUGGGAGUCAUGGCAAAGAGGGUGCAAUUUUUGCAGGAUAUCAUUAUGACCUUAACUUUCUAACAAUUCAUUACAGAAGUAAAUUCCCUGGUCUAUACAUUUGGCUAAGGAAUGGGAAGAAAGUAGAAGUGAAGGUUCCAGAAGGGUGUCURCUURUUCAGACWGGAAAGCAGUUAGAAUGGGUGACUGCCGGAGACUGUAUGGCUGGUUUGCAUGAAGUUGUGGUAACUAAAAAAACAAUCGAAGCAAUUAAAGUAGCACAAGAAGAAAAGCGAAGCCUUUGGAGAGUAUCCUCAACAUUGUUUUCAGUUGUAGCAUCUGAUGCUGUGAUGAAGCCUCUGGGGCAUUUUUCACAAUCGCCUCUUGCUGAUAAGUACCCGGCCGUUUAUGCUGGAGAAUAUUUCCAGGAAGAACUUGCUGUUAUUAAACUAAAUGAAAGAGGGGGAGAUCAACAUUAG
Cynara cardunculus var. scolymus (artichoke) is the source of this 558-nucleotide messenger RNA. RefSeq lists its product as uncharacterized. The coding region runs from base 1 to 558 and encodes 185 amino acids. Lineage: Eukaryota; Viridiplantae; Streptophyta; Magnoliopsida; Asterales; Asteraceae. The transcript has 4 exons. The record is from RefSeq and is a predicted model, not a curated record.